This is a messenger RNA of Bombus pascuorum, 520 nucleotides long. RefSeq lists its product as uncharacterized. Bases 324 to 476 code for a protein of 50 amino acids. The record is from RefSeq and is a predicted model, not a curated record. The transcript has a single exon. NCBI's taxonomy places the organism in Eukaryota, Metazoa, Arthropoda, Insecta, Hymenoptera, Apidae.
ACUGCCUGUACUUUGUGCUGUGAACUUAGAUAACCUCCCACAUGGAGGUUUAAAGACCUCCCACUACUUUCUUCAACUAUAGUAGGAGUUUAUAUAACAUUAAAAUCUCCCGCUAGAGCAUUCACAGUGAAUCGAAGAGUGCAUGAGUGAAUUUUAAUUCCGAUUCGUAAUUGCGUGCAAUUUAUUCUCAAGUGUUGUAACAUUACAAGAAGAAUCUUGGACAGAAUUUACGCGUUGAUAGAGAGGAAGAGGUCGCCCUAGUCACCGUAUACCGUUCGCUGCGGAUAAUUUGAAUACUUUCCAAACUGUCAGCACACGGAGGAAUGCAAAAGGACUGCCGAGACUGUUUAGGUAUCCGAUACCGUAUUAACUCCCUGGAUCAAACGUGGAAGUGGUUGCAUCAAACAAUUGCCCUUCACGAUUACCUAAUUUCUAUAACAGCCAUUCAAUCUAACUUUUCGAGAUUUUGUCAGUAAGGGUGCUAUCUACAGAUAAAAAUAUUAAACACUGUCAAGGUUGA